AUGGCCCAGGCCUCGCCUUCGUGGCAGAGGCUGAUAGGGCUCCUCUCGGUGCUGCUGGCGCUGUUCCUCGGCCUCUCGACCGAGAACCACGGCGCCGCCGCCGCCGGGUGCCCCGCCGAGAUCGCUUCGGCGUCGGAGAACACCUGGUCCGUCGACUUCGACAACAGGACCGACGUAUCUGAGACCCACAGCGAGAGCUCGUACGUCGAAAGCCUGAAGGAGGAGUUCGCGAUGCUCGAGGCGACCGGCCUGCACGGCACGGGCGCCCGCUCCGGCUUCGACGACGGCGACUCCACCGUCAAGAUCCCGGCCUCGUGUCUCAACGGACCCAACAAGAACAACAACAACAACAAAGCGCCGCUCGAGCUGCCCGUCAGUCUCGCCGGUCUGCACCUGCGUACCGUCCAGACGUGGGCCAGCUACAUGUAA
This is a messenger RNA of Colletotrichum karsti, 429 nucleotides long. RefSeq lists its product as uncharacterized. The transcript is spliced from 2 exons. Bases 1 to 429 code for a protein of 142 amino acids. NCBI's taxonomy places the organism in Eukaryota, Fungi, Ascomycota, Sordariomycetes, Glomerellales, Glomerellaceae. The record is from RefSeq and is a predicted model, not a curated record.